Diversispora eburnea is the source of this 546-nucleotide messenger RNA. The record is from the annotation of a GenBank genome assembly. Lineage: Eukaryota; Fungi; Glomeromycota; Glomeromycetes; Diversisporales; Diversisporaceae.
AUGAAUUUACAACUGACUACUAAACAACAACAAAAAUUAAUAAAUAUCCAUCAAAGUUUCCAACCAAAUCCUAAUGUGAAUAUACAAUUUAAUCCUGGAACAAUUAAAGUAAAAGUAAAUAACUAUGAAACAACUGUAGUAAUUCCUAAAACAAAAACCAAGAAGAAACCAAUGAGUAAAUACAUUGAAGAUGCAUUUGAUACAGAAUAUGAACUUGAUCAAAUUGUUAAUAAUGAAGAAAAUUUUGACACUCUUCUGAGAUUUAUAAUUGAUUCAAGUAAAUCUAAUGAUGAAAGAAUAACCACAAAUCAGAUUAAAAGAGAUAUCUGGAAUAAAAUUCAAAGAAAUGGAACUUGUUUCUUAAGAAUUGUUCAAAAAUCCAAUAAAAUAACUGAAGUUGUAGGAGAGUUCCUAUCUCAAAGAUUUGAACAUAUUACUUUCACUUGGCUAAGUUAUAAUAAAAAUAAAGAGUUUGAAAACUUUUUAAUUAAACUUAAAGUUAAGUAUAAGCAAGAUAUUGAACUUCUUGCAAAAGCUCAAGAGUAA